CGGCGGAAGCGUCAGUGCGCAGUGCGUCACAGGCCCGUGCGCCCGGGCCCCGCUGCGCCGCUCCGGAACUGCGCUGCUGCUUAUGAAUCUGCGGCUAAAAACAGCGCAGGUCCCGCUCCACUGAGGCCCAAUGGACCCGAACCGGAUCGUACAGGCGCUGAAGGGAACCAUCGACCCGAGCCUGCGCCUGGCGGCCGAGAAUGAGCUCAACCAGUCGUAUAAAAUCAUAAACUUUGCUCCGACGCUGCUGCAGAUCAUCGUGUCGGAGCAGGUGGAGUUCCCCGUCCGUCAGGCAGCGGCGAUCUACCUGAAGAACAUGGUGAGUCAGUACUGGCAGGACCGCGAGCCCGCCAUCGGGGAGGUCGUGUUCCCGUUUAACAUCCACGAAAACGACCGACAACAAAUCAGAGACAACAUCAUCGAAGGAAUCAUCCGCUGCCCGGAAUCUAUACGGGCUCAGUUGACCAUGUGCCUUCGUGCCAUCAUCCGUCACGACUUCCCGGGGCGGUGGCCGGGUGUGGUGGACAAACUGCAGGUGUACCUCCGGGCGCAGAACAGCAGCGGCUGGUACGGCGCUCUGCUCGCGCUCUACCAGCUCGUCAAGACGUACGAAUACAGAAAGGCGGAGGAGCGUGAGCCGCUCCUCGUGGCCAUGACGGUGUUUCUUCCUCGGGUGCAGCAGCUCCUCGCUCAGCUCCUCCCCGACUCCACCAUCUUCUCUGUGCUCAUCCAGAAACAAGUGCUCAAGAUCUUCUACUCACUCGUACAGUACUCGCUCCCUCUGAGGCUCAUCGACAACACAGUGAUGACGCAGUGGAUGGAAGUGUUCAGACAGAUCAUGGACCGAGACGUGCCUGCGGAGACUUUGGAGGUGGACGAGGACGACCGGCCGGAGCUCGCCUGGUGGAAGUGCAAGAAAUGGGCCAUGAGGAUCAUAACCAGACUCUUUGAACGAUACGGGAGUCCAGGGAAUGUGACUAAAGAGUACGCCGAGUUCGCCGACUUCUUCCUGAAAACGUACGCUGUGGGUCUGCAACAGACGCUGCUGAAGGUGGUGGAUCAGUAUCGACAGAAGCAGUACGUCACGCCACGAGUCCUACAGCAGUGUCUCCUGUACCUCAGCCAAGGCCUGUCGCACUCGCUCACCUGGAAACACCUGAAGCCACACAUACAGAUCCUGAACCAGGAGGUGAUCUUCCCUCUGAUGUGCUACAAAGACGAGGACGACAAACUGUGGCAGGAGGAUCCCUACGAGUAUAUACGCAUGAAGUUUAACCUGUACGAUGACCACGCCCUCCCUGCCACGGCGGCCCAGGGUCUGCUGUGUAAAGCCGCCCGCAAACGCAAAGAGGUUCUUCCUCAGAUGAUGGAGUUCUGUCACCAGACGCUCAUGGACCCCUCCGCUGACCCCCGCAGGAAGGACGGAGCGCUGCACUGUGUGGGGACUCUGGCCGAGCUCCUCCUGAAGAAGCGGGCGUACAGGGAGCAGAUGGAGAUGAUGUUACAGAACUACGUGUUCCCGCUGCUCAACUCUCCGCUGGGAUAUCUGCGCGCGAGAUCGUGCUGGGUGCUCCACUGCUUCAGCCCGCUGCGUUUCCAUGACGAGCAGGUGCUCCGUGGAGCGGUGGAGCUGGUGAAGCAGGACCUGGUGGAGGACAAGGAGAUGCCCGUGAAGGUGGAGGCGGCCAUCGCUCUGCAGACGCUCGUGUCCAACCAACAGCAAGCCAAAGUGCACAUUCGCCCGUUCAUUCGUCCGGUGAUGCAGGAGCUGCUUCACGUCGUCAGGGAAACGGAGAACGACGACCUCACCAACGUCAUCCAGAAACUCAUCUGUGAAUACAACCAGGAAGUGUCCGCCAUCGCCGUGGAGAUGACACGCAACCUGGCUGAGAUCUUCACUCGUGUUCUUCAGAGUGAUGAGUACGAGGAGAGUGAGGAUAAGACGGUGAUGGCUCUGGGUCUGCUCAGCACCAUGGACACAAUCCUGACCGUGAUGGAGAAUCACUCUGAGAUCACGCAGCAGUUGGAGGCCAUCUGUCUGCAGGUGAUUGGUCUGGUGCUGCAGAAGCCCGUCAUAGGUAUGGCAGAGUUCUAUGAGGAGAUCCUGUCCCUGGCGUUCGGUCUGACGUGUCAGAACAUCUCCCCUCAGAUGUGGCAGGUUCUGGGGGCUUUGUACCAGGUGUUCCAGCACGACUGCUUCGACUACUUCACCGACAUGAUGCCUCUGUUGCAUAACUACGUGACGGUGGACACAGACAUGCUCCUGUCCAACCCCAAACACCUGGAGGUCAUCUACAGCAUGUGCAAGAAGGUUCUCUCGUCUGACUGUGGGGAGGACGCCGAGUGUCACGCGGCGAAACUCUUAGAGGUGAUAAUCCUCCAGUGCAGAGGCCGAGGCAUCGACCAGGUGGUCCCGGUGUUCGUGCACACGGCUCUGGAGCGGUUGAUGCGUGGGGUGAAGACGUCGGAGCUGAGGACCAUGUGUCUGCAGGUCGCCAUAGCGGCGAUGUGGUACAGCCCCGCCCUCCUCCUCCACACGCUGGACUCAGGCCCCCAGCCCCUGACCGCACACUUCAUCAACCAGUGGAUCAACGACACGGAGUACUUCCUCGGUCUUCAUGAUCGUAAACUGUGCAUCCUGGGCCUGUGUGUCCUGAUGGAGCUGCCCACCAGACCCGCGGCGCUGGAGGCUGUGGCGGCUCAGAUCUUACCCUCCGUCCUGCUCCUUUUUCUGGGUUUAAAACAUCUGUACGCCUCCCGCCUCCUCCACAAACCCCCCCUGCAGCCGAGAGGGAGCACCCAGGACGAGGACCACAACGAGGAGAUCCCAAGUGACGAGGACGAAGUCUCUGAACCACAGCUCAGCGGAACCACAGAGGAGACGGAGGACGAGGAGGACUUCUGGGAGGAGGACUGUUUCGCUGGGACUCUGUUGGAGGAGUACUCGACUCCUCUGGACUAUGACAAUGCAGAGGAUGAAUACACGUACUUCACCAACGCCCUGCUCCGGGUCCAGAACACAGACACAUCCUGGUACCAGCGGCUCACAGCGCCACUUAGUGACGACCAGAAGAAACAACUACAGGAAAUAUACGGCAUCGCACAGCAGAGGAAGGCGGCCAAAGGACAAUGAGGCCGGACCCUGCGCUGGAGCAGCUCUGAGUGAUGUGGGUCAAACUCAAACUGAGGGACUGCCUUUGUGCCAUCGAGCAACGCUGGACACCUCCAGGUUUCACUCACCUGGAAUCACCUCUGGGACAAAAACUGGAAUCUCUCCCAGACUGGAGUCAUAUUUGAACACAUCGCCAACGAAACAACUCUCACAUGAGUUUAAAAAAGCGUAUACUUCAGAAUAUUCAUUUGGUUUGAAACUUUACGAAACUAAAACGUAGACGUAGGAAUUUGUCCCGCCGCCGUCGAACUUUGUGCUGGUUUUUGUUUCAGUGAUCAGACUCAUUCAGGGCGCUCUGGUCGUUAUUACGUUAACGGGAAAGUUCCACAGUAUUGAGACUUUGCAGUGAUGUCACGCUGGGGGGGUGUUCUGCAUGUGUAUCUAUGACGGAAUGUUGAGCUGUUACCGUGGCGACACGUUGUUUUACAGAAACAAACACAGACCGAUAAGUUUGUAGAUUGUCUGAAAACUCAAACUUUAAAAUCAAACUCCUUUUUAAAUCCAUUUUGUAUUUUUUCACAAAAAGUUGAGACAAACUGAAAAACUGUUGGCUAAUGCUAACGCUAAUGCUAAUGCUAAUGCUAACUAGCUUGUGACUGUAAUGUUGUUUGAGAGAGAGAGACUUGUUUAACAGCACAGAUCAGCUCACCUGUUGGAGUUUAGAUGAGUCGGCUCUUUACGGUGUCGGAUUAAAGUUUAACAGAUCUUCAGACAGAGCAGUGCCUACAGUUAGCAUCACACGCCCAGAGAACGUGACGUCAGCAGCAAAGGAUCAAGAGCAUUAAACUUCACUUCCAGGUGUGGGACAUUAAAAAAAAGAGAAAAGAGCCAAUUUGGAAAAGAACCGUGUCGUCAUCUGGACUGACACUAAACCAAAAGAGAUUUUAUAAUGAAGACAACGCGUUUAUUAAAGUGGGACUAAACUCCGCCCACAUCCACGACUCAAACAGAGCUGCUAAACUGGGCGGAGCCUCGAGGACUAAAGGGAUGGGGGCGGGGUCUGGAUACAUGAGCAGUGUGAUUGGUCUAACAGGUGUCCACACUUCAAACUCCGCCCCCCACAGCCACACGUUCGUAUAAGAAACACCCGGCUUAAUCGGGGCAGUCAUGUGUGGUGUCAUGUAGUACUUGACAGUGCAGAGGCCACUGGAGAAAUCUGCAAAUUUACUCAGUUUGGAAUAAAGUCGCCAAAAAAUAACUAGGAACAGAAGGUAAAACUUUUAAAAACAGUUUGAUGAAUUCAAUGUUGAGUUCCACUUUAGAUUUUUAUCAGUCACUUUAUUUGUCGGCGUCCAAAAG
Periophthalmus magnuspinnatus is the source of this 4471-nucleotide messenger RNA. It is a transcript of the gene ipo8, whose product is annotated as importin 8. The coding region runs from base 131 to 3133 and encodes 1000 amino acids. The record is from RefSeq and is a predicted model, not a curated record. Gene Ontology annotation, molecular function: small GTPase binding. NCBI's taxonomy places the organism in Eukaryota, Metazoa, Chordata, Actinopteri, Gobiiformes, Gobiidae. The transcript is spliced from 26 exons. Gene Ontology annotation, biological process: protein import into nucleus. Gene Ontology annotation, cellular component: nuclear envelope; cytosol.